Molecule: messenger RNA, 719 nt
Organism: Amaranthus tricolor (Joseph's coat)
Lineage: Eukaryota; Viridiplantae; Streptophyta; Magnoliopsida; Caryophyllales; Amaranthaceae
Exons: 3
Coding region: 180-476 (98 amino acids)
Biological process (GO): mitochondrial respiratory chain complex IV assembly
Cellular component (GO): mitochondrial inner membrane
Source: RefSeq, a predicted model, not a curated record
CUAUUCAGGCUUUCAGGUAGUUUCAAACUUGUCAACUUCCUCUUUUCUCUCCACCGCCUUUCGUUUUAUUUCUAUUUAUUCUUCCCAAAAACAUCCCACCGUUUUUCCAUUUUUAUUCCAUUUUUUCUCUCCUCGCUCCUUUCUCAAUCUAAAUUUUUAUCAUCUUGCUAAUCCUUAAAAUGGCUGAAUCUAAAACCACCAUGGAAUCUGUUAGACACUGGGUUGUAGAACAUAAGCUUCGUACUGUCGGAUGCUUAUGGUUGAGCGGGAUUGCUGGAUCCGUCGCUUAUAAUUGGUCUCGUCCUCAAAUGAAAACCAGCGUUAGGCUCAUCCACGCUAGGUUACACGCUCAGGCUCUUACACUGGCUGCCUUAGCUGGAGCUGCUGUAGUUGAAUACUAUGAUCACAAAAGCUCGCAAACUAAGGAAGAUCCUUAUGCUAAGUUUGUUCCUUUAGAUAGCUCGCCCAAAAAUUAAGUUUAGUCGAUCAUAUACUGCGAUCUUCUUGAACAAGUUAAAAAAUGUUCUUUCAAAACAUACAUUUGGGGCACUGAUUUUCUGUCCUUUGUGUAGUUAUUAGGAUGCUGUUGCUAUUAUUUUAUUUCAUUCUCAAACUUUAACUCUUGCAGAGUAUAUACAUUGUGGAAGUUGAUAGUCUGGCUCUGUAAUAUGCUACAUUCCUACUGAUAAUAAUGAGCUAAUUUUGGUGAAAGUUUGAAA